AUGGAAAGACCCAUUCCAGGCUGCAGUCCGGGUUUCCCUCUUGACAGCUGUGACAUGUUCCAGGUGUCCGACGAAACCUUGACGACUCUCUUCAACACCGCACCGGCUCUCCAUUCGUAUGAAGGGACACGCAUUGUGCACGCCCCAUCAGAGGCCAACAUCCUCAACCUGAUCGCCGAAUAUGACGGAUCAGAAACGAUCCAAGUGCCCAAGGUCUACCGGGUUCUCAAUAUUGAACCAGAUGAGAUAUACGGUUACAAAUGCAUCAUCCUGAUGGACUUCAUCGAUGGCGUUUCAGUCGAGCAAUGCUGGGGUGAUAUAAAACAAUCAGAGCGCAUGCAUAUUAUCUCUCAGGUGGCUUCAAUGAUCUCUAUUCUGCGCUCUAUUCCCCUAUCUCAAGAGCAACAGGACCAGCCUGGCCCCGUGGGUGGCCAAGGUUGUGUAGCUCUCGGGUACUGGUUUACCGAUAUUGGAGCCGGUCCGUUCAGGUCAAAGGAGCAUAUGGAAGCCUGGUUCAACCGCCGGCUGGACAUCACCAAGAAAUUCCACCAGGCGCCCAAUGAUGCCCCGUUGUUUCACUUUGACAGACUGGUUCUCACUCACUUGGAUAUCGCGCCUCGCAACUUGAUCGUAGGCUCGGAUAGAACGGUGUGGUUGAUUGAUUGGGGCGACGCGGGGAUAUACCCUGAUGGGUUUGAGAUCGCCUCACUCAAAGCGCGGAGAUCUGAGUUGCCCGAGUAUACUGACAUGCUACUUGAGAUACUUUCCUCUAUGAUCCCGGGGCAUGAGGAGCUAUCCCAGCAGCUCAGGUCGAUUGCAUUUGCGUUGACUACGGGCCAGUGGCUGGGGAGGGAAAGGUUGGACUGGGGUCAAAUUUAG
Aspergillus campestris IBT 28561 is the source of this 879-nucleotide messenger RNA. RefSeq lists its product as uncharacterized. NCBI's taxonomy places the organism in Eukaryota, Fungi, Ascomycota, Eurotiomycetes, Eurotiales, Aspergillaceae. Bases 1 to 879 code for a protein of 292 amino acids. The transcript has 2 exons. The record is from RefSeq and is a predicted model, not a curated record.